GCAAAAGAAGGAUAUUGUGGAUGUCUUGAGUGAUAAUUGUAUUGAAAAUGAUAUUUGGACUAAGGAUAUUUUUGCUGAAGAUAUCCAUGAUGAUGUCUUUGCUAAAGAUGUCUUUUCUGAUGAUAUAUCUACUGAAAGCAGUGAAUUUGAUGAGGAUGAAAGUAAAAAAGAGCUUGAAGAAUAA
This is a messenger RNA of Racocetra fulgida, 184 nucleotides long. The record is from the annotation of a GenBank genome assembly. NCBI's taxonomy places the organism in Eukaryota, Fungi, Glomeromycota, Glomeromycetes, Diversisporales, Gigasporaceae.